AUGUCAACAUUGACCCGCCUUUCCUACACCUCGACCAUGCGAGGAGAUCCCGGGGUGGCAUCGAAACAGAUUGAGGAUAUUGUGGCCAAGUCCGUGAAGAGCAACCUCUCGUGCCAAGUUUCAGGUCACAUGUGCUAUGAUGCGAAGCUGAAGCACGUGUGGCAGGUCCUUGAGGGCAGUCCAGAGGCUGUCCAGCGGCUUUGGACUACCAUUUGCCAGGAUGAGAGGCAUGUGGUCGACGAGGACACAGUGAAAUUGGAAAGCGUUGACAGCCGCAGCUUCCCAAUCGGCUGGGGGAUGCGCUGUACGAACUUCGGCCAAGGUGCUUCCGCAUGCGAAGACUGCGCGAAGAGCCAGCUCAUGCAGUUGAUGUACAAGUCGGUCAUCAACGAAGGAGAGUUCAGCGCCAAGGGCGUUGUGGACCAGAUCGUGCCCCAAGCAAUGGUGCAGAAUGCCAAGAACGGCAUCACUGGCUGGAUGCUCUACAACGACAGGACAUCCGUGGUUUAUCAAGUCCUGGAGGGCAAGCCGGAAUCCAUCGAGAAGCUGUGGGAGCGCAUCAGUCAAGAUCCCCGGCACCACGUCGUGACGGAGAGUGUGCGGCGCCGUGCGAUACCGCAACGGGAGUUCGCCAACUGGUCCAUGGCCAUGAACGAAGUGGAGCGCACUGCGUGGAUGGCUUCCUAG
Symbiodinium pilosum is the source of this 687-nucleotide messenger RNA. NCBI's taxonomy places the organism in Eukaryota, Dinophyceae, Suessiales, Symbiodiniaceae. The record is from the annotation of a GenBank genome assembly.